AUGGCGUCCAGUAUGCACCUAGACAUAAAACUCGAGGAUGGUCCAGGUGAACUUGAAGACUUGGCUAACUACCUUUUGUCCUCAUCAUCUGACUUUUCCAUAUCUGGGAAUUUUUCCCGGGAUUUUGUCGACAGUGACUCAGAUUUACCAGACAAUGAACUUCCAGUGGAUUUUAUUAAGCUGUUGGAUUGUCCCGACAUCGAUGUGGGACCCAAGCUCCACCGGAUUAAAUGUGAGGACGGAUGCAACAGCUGCGGUGAGUCACCCAACAAGUACAGCAAGUACAGGGUGUCUGACCGUCAGGAUCCCUUUAUGGGGACGGGGGGCAUGUCGGAUCAGAGCAAAGAAAGCGGCAGACCCAGUACUAUCCUGGAGCAGUUGAUGAGCCCUUUAGAUUAUGAUUCAGAAUAUGAAGAGCUGAUGCGGCCCAAAGUCAGGGAUACCAAGACUUUCAGCGCAUGGUACACCCCAAAAGCAGAUGAUGAGCUGGAUUUUGUGCAGCCCAAGAGUUCUACUAAUAUUUGGCGUGGGGUGUUCAAUGACAACACUGAUGAGGAUGAUGAUGACGAUGACGACGACGAUGAUGAUGAUGAUUAUGACUCAUCUUCACAAGAUGUGACUUUUCCUGACACUCCUUCACCAUCCACUCAGUCAGAGACUGUUGCAGGUGAUGACAGUGACGUAGACAUUGAGACAGUCACAGAUGCUCCUCGGUCUGCAGACUCCUGUGGUUAUUCGUCCCAACUCUCCCCGGCCAUGAGUCCCUCAUCACCAGGACCCUUGCAGAAACUGCGAGGUGGUAGCCUGCUGACCAUCUUAUCAGCAUCCGUAACCCCCAAUGGACGCAUCAGUGCCCACUCAUCAGCCUCAGCAACUGCAGCAGCAGUGUCCCGCUCAUCGCUGGCUGGCAAUCUUCUGUCAAACCGCUCAUCCAGCUUGUUGGGACAGAAGCGUAAACUGUCAAAAGACAAAAAUGUCCUGUCCAAAACCCCAAUGCAGUCUGCGUACCAGCAUGUCCUUUGCACCAGCAACAGCGUCAACUUUCAUGACUAUGCUAUGAGCCCUGGGGCUUGCACGUACCCCUCACCAUCAUCCUCUUCCUCCUCCUCCUCCUCAUCUUCUACAGAAACAGGCAGACCAACUGUCCUAUCCAAAAGAAUUUACAAAAGAAAACAAUUUUCAAUGGACGCUUCAGAAAAAGAGAAGCAACAUCAUCAUAAUCAACUAGAAAGAAAUCGUCGGCAGAAACUUGCCGAUUUAUUCAUGGAUCUUCGCGAUGAAGUCCCUAAAAUUGCCAACCAGGCAAAAGCAUCAAAGGUUCUGAUUUUAAACGAAGCAGCAUUCUAUAUUCAUGACUUAAAAAACCAGCACAGACACCAGGAGGAUGAGAUUUCUAGAGAACAGCGCAGAAAAGAAGUUCUCCGAAAUCAGUUACGAAGUCUACAAGCUCAAAUAUCAAGUAGCGGUUAA
This is a messenger RNA of Candidula unifasciata, 1470 nucleotides long. Lineage: Eukaryota; Metazoa; Mollusca; Gastropoda; Stylommatophora; Geomitridae. The record is from the annotation of a GenBank genome assembly.